GCCUGAACAUAGGACUGAGAUUGUCUGUUAAGACAAGACAUGACAAGACCGGACACAUCAGUCCUGCUUGAACAAAUCAGCCUCCAAUUGGGAUUUCUGACGCUUACUACUCAGUCAUGCAGUCUGAAGGCGAAGUCCAGUUUUCCCCGAAAACUUGGCUUCCAUUCAGUAUUUGUGACUUGUGUGUCCGUUCAAUUGACGCUAACAUCCUUCGAGCCAUACUCAGCACCUCUAAAUCAUGGGAGAGCAAGGCUUUAUUGUAUUUGGAGUUCACCUGUGUAGAUCAAACAUUGAUGAGGAUUGGGGAUUGGAAUGCCAACCAACAGAAGGAAAUAAGCCCCAAUUAAGAGUGACCCAAACCAAGAUUGAAUCGCCAGCUUCCAUGGAAAUCAAGGUUGGAGAUAUCAUCACUGAGAUCAACGGGAUCUCCUGUGAUGACCUGAUUGUGGAGGACGUUAUGGCCGUUUUCAAAUCAUCCAAAAAUGAACUGGAGCUCAAAGUGAAGCGGGGUGCCAAUGAGGACGGAAUAGAUCACAAUGGAUCCAAUUUGGUGGAAGAGAACUCGAGCCGAUUUUACCUCACUUGAUGAAGCAGGACUCCAUUUUGUCCACAAACACUACGACAGGGGAAUCAUGAGCCCAUGAAAAUAACAACCUUGUGUCAAAAUCCUCGUGAAAGUUUUACUUCUAUACCAACAUGUCCCACAUUAAACUCAAUAAACCUGUGGACUCUU
Molecule: messenger RNA, 733 nt
Organism: Tigriopus californicus
Lineage: Eukaryota; Metazoa; Arthropoda; Copepoda; Harpacticoida; Harpacticidae
Exons: 3
Coding region: 239-586 (115 amino acids)
Molecular function (GO): protein binding
Source: RefSeq, a predicted model, not a curated record